CAGGGUUUCACUAUAAAUAACAUUACUUCCAUCCUAAAAGGUGAUGGGAUGCAGACUACCUCCCUUUGUGAAGUAGUAGAGGGUUUCACUAACUAUUUCAAAGGUAUCUUGGGUACAUCAGUUGGUUGUGGGAGUCUGGAAGCUACUACUGCAAAGAAGGGUAAUUUGAUUAGCCCUUUAAUGACUGAAAAUCUUCUGGCACCUAUAUCCCACUGUGAAGUCAAGAAUGCUCUCUUUGAUAAUGGGGAUGACAAAAUUGGGAUGUUGUUGGAAAUGAUUUUACCCUAGCUGUUCUAAAAUUCUUUGAGCAUGGCAAACUACUGAAGCAAUUCAAUCACACCACUAUUGCCUUGAUUCCUAAAAGCACCCACAAUCUCAUUGCUGCUGAUUUUUAGGCCUAUAUCAUGUACAAAUGUUUUCUACAAAACCAUCUCCAAAGUCCUGGGUGCAAGAAUGAACCCCUUACUUAUUGAUCUUAUUAACCAAUCACAGAGUGCUUUUGUGGAAGGAAGAGGCAUCACUCAUAAUAUUUUCCUGACACCAGAGCUCGUAAGGGGUUACUCCAGAAAACAUGAAUCUCCAAGGUGCCUCUUCAAGGUUGACGUAAAAAAGCCUUUAAUACAGUUAGUUGGGAUUUAUUGAAGGACGUUUUGUUGGCUUUUGGUUUUCCCCCUAUUUUCAUUGGAUGGAUAUUAUAAUGUAUUACCACCACUACUUUUUCUCUCAGUUAGUGGUGGUCUACAUGAUUUUUUCAAGGGUAGAAGAGGCCUGAGACAAGGCGACCCCAUGUCACCGUCCCUUUUCUUACAUUGUAUGGAGUACCUAUCUAGAAUCCUGUGCAUUCUUACUUCCUCCCAAGAUUUCAACUUUCAUCCCAAGUGCAGCCAACUCAAAAUCUCUCAUGUGAUCUUUGUUGACGACCUCAUGCUCUUCAGUAUGGGAGACUUGGUUUCUAUCCAAACUAUUUUGAAAUUUUUGAAGGACUUUCGUAUGACUUCUGGGCUUUCUAUCAAUGUGGCAAAAUCUAACAUUUUCCUUGCAGGAGUUACUGGACUGGACAAGGAAACUAUUCUUGGUUUGGUAGGCUACCUGGUUGGCCAGUUUCCAGUGAAAUAUUUGAGUAUUUCACUAGCUCGUAUGCGGGUGUCCAUUGCUCAAUACUCCCCUUUGCUAGAGAAAAUUGAAAAAUUCACGAACAAGUGGAAGACAAAAUGUAUAAGCUAUGCUGGAGACUAGUACUAAUUAGGCCCGUUUUACAAGGUGUCCAAUCUUAUUGGAUACAAGUCUUUCCCGUUCUCGUUGUUGUCCUGAACAAAAUCAGCACUCAUUGCAGACAGUUUCUUUGGGGUGGGUCUAAUGCUAAGGUAGCAUGGAUGGAUGUUUGUAGACCAAAGGAAGAAGGAUGGCUAGGGUUGAUGGCAUGCAAAAAUUGGAAUUUUGCCCUCUUGUCCAAAACUCUUUGGAACAUUCAUUAGAAGAAAGACACCCUUUGGAUCAAAUGGAUACACACUGUCUAUUUGAAGGGCACUUUAAUUUGGGAUUGGACACCUCCCUCUGGGUUGUGCCCUUUGUUUAAUAGGCUGAUCAAAAUCAGAGGAGUUAUUUUCCUUGGCAGGAGGGCAAGAUGCUUUCUUAAGAAAACUGCACACCUUCUGUUUUCAAGGUAAGCCAUCUGCUACCAGAAUUUAUGAUUUCUUGAGAAUUAAGGGUACUUCUAAAACGUGGAUGAACUUGAUCUGGAAAAGAUAUAUUCCCCCAAUAUACUCCUUCAAAUUAUGGAUAGGGUUUAGAAAUAGGCUGCCUACUUCUGACAACCUCAUGUACAUUGACAUGGAUAGGACUUGGUUCUUCUGUAAGUCCCAUUUAGAUUCUGCAGCCCACCUCUUCUUCUUAAGCUCUUUCAGUAGCUUGGCUUGGAAAGAAGUGAGAUGUUGGCUGAAAUUUAGAGGGAACCAAACAACUCUUCGUAAGGAUUGCAUUUUGUUGCAUUGUUUAUAUGAUUUGGAAAGCUAGAAAUGAAAAUAUUUUUGCACAUAAAUUAAUGACAAUACCAGCCCUCUUUGUGCAGAUCAAAGUGCAGGUCUAUGCAUUCUUCUCAGGCUAUAACCAACAUGUAUGAUAUGAUUUUUAAGUUGGCUUUUGAAGCAGCUGUAACUUUGAUACUUAGUUUUGGUGUUUCACCUUAUUAUUUGUCUGAGCACUUGUUUCUGUGAUGUUUUUGUUGAUCUGGGAAUGCCCCAUUGCCCUCUGUACACAACACUUUUGUUACCCUUCAAUAUAUUUUACCUUCUAUCAAA
This is a messenger RNA of Cuscuta europaea, 2297 nucleotides long. The record is from the annotation of a GenBank genome assembly. NCBI's taxonomy places the organism in Eukaryota, Viridiplantae, Streptophyta, Magnoliopsida, Solanales, Convolvulaceae.